Messenger RNA from Argiope bruennichi, 7968 nucleotides. RefSeq names its product sodium/hydrogen exchanger 6-like (gene Nhe3). Gene Ontology annotation, molecular function: sodium:proton antiporter activity. Gene Ontology annotation, biological process: sodium ion transport; regulation of pH; proton transmembrane transport. The record is from RefSeq and is a predicted model, not a curated record. The transcript has 18 exons. NCBI's taxonomy places the organism in Eukaryota, Metazoa, Arthropoda, Arachnida, Araneae, Araneidae. Gene Ontology annotation, cellular component: recycling endosome; membrane. The coding region runs from base 215 to 2248 and encodes 677 amino acids.
GAACACUGUUUACUUGACAAAUCUGUUUCGUAAUUUUGUUAGCAGACAUCCUCAGAUUUAUCGGGUCGCUAUUGUAUUCUCCUUCCAUUCGAAUCAAAAGUUUUAAUUUACAUGCCAAUGCAUAUUUUUUGGGAACUGCAUAUAUGAUUCUUUUAAUAUUUCCCAUGCUCACAGAUUUAUUACCGUGCAUUGGUUGUAGGCGUUAACUGAAGAUAUGGGAUCUCGACGAAAAAUUAUUUUGGGACCUCUGAUUGUUUUUAUUGUGACAUUAGUGCAGUCGAUAAAUGCAAAUGUUCCUUAUGAUAUUAUCCUUGAUGAAAAUGCAAAGAGAAUACAUCAGAUUGACUGUUUAAAUAUCUUGGUGUAUGUUAUUUUACUCAUUCUUACCGUGUGCACAAUCUGGUUUUUCAAACGUCGGCGAGUGAGGUUUUUGCAUGAAACUGGAUUAGCAAUCUUUUAUGGAUUAAUAGUAGGAGCUAUUAUUCGCUAUGGUGGUGAAGAUUAUGAAGUUGAGCAUAUACGUGUUGUUCCUGCCAGGGGUUAUGGAAAAAACUUGAGCUUUCCACCUGAUAAUUUGUACUUUCAGAUGCAAGUUUCUAAACAGUCGACAACAGGUACAGGGACAAAGAAGGAAAAUAAAACAUAUGCUUAUGCAUUUCGAGGAGAAAUUACUGAUGUCGAUAAUAGGAAACUUGAUCAGAAAGCAACAUUUGAUCCAGAAAUAUUUUUCAACAUCAUUUUACCACCAAUUAUUUUUAAUGCUGGAUACAGCUUAAAACGUAAAUUCUUCUUUAGAAAUCUGGGAACCAUUUUUACCUAUGCUUUUCUUGGUACUACUAUAUCUUGUUUUAUGGUUGGGGGAGUGAUGUUUGCAUUCUGCCAACUUAUGCCAAGUUUAGAAUUCACUUUUAACGAUUGUUUAUAUUUUGGUGCCAUGAUUUCGGCUACUGAUCCAGUUACUGUAUUAGCAAUUUUUCAUGAUCUGCACGUUGAUGUCAAUCUGUAUGCACUGGUGUUUGGCGAAAGUAUUUUGAAUGAUGCUAUUGCCAUUGUUUUAGCUGGAUCAAUUGGAAAUUAUGCUGAGAUGUAUGGUAAGGGAGAAGAUGGUUUUCAGUCUACAGCUGCAUUUAAAUCUGUGGGAAAUUUUGUUUACAUCUUUGUUUGCUCUUUUCUGAUUGGAUCUGGAACUGGAUGCCUGACGGCUGCUUUAACUAAAUUUACUCGAUUGUGUGAUUUUCCUUUGCUGGAAUCUAGUCUUUUUGUUUUGAUGUCAUACAGUACUUUCCUGAUGGCAGAAGCUGCUGAUUUAACUGGUAUUGUUGCUGUUUUAUUUUGUGGAAUAUGUCAAGCUCAUUAUACUUACAAUAAUUUAACAGUUGAAUCAAGGGCAAGAACAAAACAGAUAUUUGAAUUGCUGAGUUUUGUAGCAGAAAACUUCAUAUUUUGCUACAUUGGAGUUUCUAUGUUCACUUAUCAGAAGCAUUUUUGGCAUGUAGGAUUUAUAGUAACAGCCUUUAUUGCGAUUGCUGUGGGUAGAGCUUUAAAUAUUUAUCCACUUUCUUUACUCCUGAAUUUGGGGCGCCAUAACAAAAUUCCUUUGAGUUUUCAACAUGUUCUGUUUUUCUCUGGUCUGCGAGGAGCAAUGGCUUUCGCAUUAGCCAUUCGCAAUACAUUAUCAGAUCAGAGACAUCUUAUGUUGACUACCACAUCAGUGAUAGCCAUUGUGACUGUCAUUGUUUGUGGUGGCUUCUCUACACAAUUGCUUGCUUGGCUUGGCAUACCAGUUGGAGUUGAAGAGGAUCAUGAAAUGCUUCAGUUUGGAAGUCUUAGAACGAAUUAUAAGACUAUUGAACCAGUCAUGACUUCAGCAGUGACUACACCUACAGAUUUGCGAAGUCCACCUGCUGUGCAAGUCUCGAAAACACCAUAUGAAAAGGCAUGGUUGGUCAAAAAGUGGUACAAUUUUGAUAUGCGCUAUAUGAAGCCCCUUUUGACACAUAGUCGACCCACUUUAUUAGAGACACUGCCAUCCUGUUGCCAUUCUAUAGCAAGAAUACUUACUAGCACACAGCAGCUCUCUAGCGACGAUAACAACAAAGGAGAUGAUGAAGACUCGGAUGCAGAUCUGUGUCUAGAUGAGACUGUGCCGUAUGGAGACCGUUCAAAUGGACAUCCAGGCAUAUCAACGGUUGAACUGGAAUUUCCAAUAAUGUGCUCAUCCAAAGAAAUUGGGGGGCCUCCACAAUAGAAGGUGAAUUGGGACUUGCCAGUCGUCUUGCAGAAAUUCCGAAUUCUAGAGUUCGAAUUCCUGGACCUUCAGGAGAUUUUGUUUGAUUCACCAAACACAUUGCAUUACUUAUAUAUCCAAUGAACCCUCUGUGAAGGAUGCAUGUUCUUUUGUACUAUAGCCAAAGGCAACCAAUUUUUUUUUCUUUCUGUCAAAUGUGGUUGUGCACAAAUAUCAGCAAUCAAAAUGCCAGUAUGAUUUGUACUUAAAGCACAGUCCCUUUUUUUUCCUCGUCUUUUUUUAAAGCCUUCUUCAAAUGCCUUUUUUUUUUUUACAAAUGUAAAACAUUUUUUCGCUCUCGAUAUGCAAAGUUAAUCUUAUACUGCGUGUUUUCUCAUUUAUAUGUAUAUAGAUGUGUGGCUUAGACUUUUCAUACUCUGUAAUAUAAUCUGAUUUUGUAUUCUUGUCUCUUGUAUAUUAUGACACUUGAAUAAUUGGUGUGUAUUUGUCUUUUCUGUGCAUAUUUUUACAAAUAGAAUUCCAUAAGUUUUACAGACAGUAUUAUGUUAUUCUGACUCCCAAUUACAUUUCUCCCUUUGACCAACUUUAGUUGUACACUUUACUUCCCUUCUCCCCUCAAAAAAUUAGACACCCAUUUAAAAAAAAAAAAAAAAUUGAAGAAUCUAUUAUUUUGUAGCUAUUUAAAUUGAAAUGCUCUGAGGUUUUUGUCUAAAAUAGCAAAAUAAUCAGCCAGAUUAAGAAUGAAUCUUCUUUCAACUGGGCAUUACUAUUCAAUAUAGGAAGAUUAUUCUCGUAAUUUACAAAAGGUGUACUGCAAGAAAAUAUUUAAAGAAAUGUUUACAGCUUGCAGUCUGGAACAACUCUGAGAAUGUUACCACUUGCAACUUUCUCAUCAGUCAUCGAUCAUUUAUUGCAUUUAAAAAUGUGUCUGCACUCAUGCAGCUAAAAAUAAAUUACUUAACUUGAUGUUUGGCAUAUUCAUGCUGCCCUCUGUCUUUUGGAAAAUAACUAAAUGUGACUAACUGAAUUUCUAUAUUUAUUCAUUUCUAAAAAUAUGGAAGUAAACAAAACUUCACUGAUAUUAUUUUAUUACAUAAAUUAAGCCUACUAAUUAAAUGAAUCUGAUUGUAGAAUGAGUUGUAUUUCUUUCCAAGCAGCUCCCUCCCCUUUCCAUAUGCAAUAUAUAUAUUUUCUGAUUAAAUUUUGUCUCUACCUUUCUUAUUUAACCAAAUAUUAAUGUUUUAGUUUAUUUAAAUAAUUUUUAAUGCUACUUAAUUGCUGUAAAUAAACUUAUUCUAAAAAUGAAAAAGUGGAAUAUAAGAUGGUCAUCUAACUUGCCAGUUUUAAUUAGGAACUUUAGCUGUCAAGCACAUAUAUAUUAAAAAAAUGUAUAUAACCUAUUAUCUAAAUCUAAUUUACCCAAACUUAACUUCGUUUUUUUCUUACUUUGGAGGAAAUUAAUUAGACAACUAAAGAUGGAUAAAGGGAGUGAUGCUUUUAUCAAUUUAUACUAUUUCUAUGACAAAAGGAAGCAGUGUUGUUAUUUGAAGUUUAAUGUUGGAUAGAAUAUUGUUUUUUAACAAAAUUAACUUAUAAGAAGCAUGUUUUGAAUUUAUCUUAAUGUCAAUUAAAAGAAAUUUUUCUCAAUGUUUCCCCUUUCUUUUAUCUAGUUAAAAUUUGAGAUAUGACACUUUUUAAAGAUUGAAUUUUUCAAGUGCCAUUAUUAAUUUGUUCUUGUAUAUUUUAUUGAUUUAUUUUUUAAAAUUCCACACUACCUUUUCUGUGUGAGUGUUUUAAGGCUUAAUGUAUUAAUGAUUGGUGCAAUGUAAAUUUUUACUAAGCCUGAAGCUGUGCAUUGAAUUCUAUGUGUUAAUUAUUUAUUGUUAUAAUUUAUAAAUUUCUAUAAAAUUGGUUCUUUGUUUUCAGUUUUGAUUCAUUUAUUCAACACUGUGAUAUGUUUAUUACUAUUUCUUUAUUUAUGAUUAGAUUAUUCUAGGUAUUUCAUUUAGUUCGUAAUGAAACUAAAUUCUAAAAAUAACCUAAAUUAACAAUGGAUGUUGCUAUUUAUUUUUGAAUCAAAUUGCUUAUUAUUAAAAGGCAUACUAUUUUAAAAUUGAAAUAUAUAUUUUCAAAAGUCCAUGUUAUAUCAAAAUUUUACUAUGAAUUACGUUUCCAAAAAUAUGUUUUUCUAAAUUAUUCAAAAAAUUUGCAGUCUUUUUAUUACAAAUUUUAAUUGAAUGAAUGAAAAUAUUUACUUACUGGGGCUGAAAUUUUGAUUUGAUUUUUACUUUAAAUUAGUAAAUUCCUUAUUUUAUCAACAGUCAUAUUUAUAUUUUGAAAGUUACUCCUCAAUUUUUGUAUAUUGUCUAAGAAAAGCUUUUAUUAAAAUUAUGCUUAUUUAUUUUAUAAAAAAUUUUUAAAAAAAGUUUGAAAUGCUGUAAAAUAACAAUUCACAGUAAAUUAUUCGUUAUUUUACAAUUAGUGAAAAAUGUUACUUUACUUUAUCAUUACUAUUUCAAUAUAUUUUCAGGAAUUAGUUAUUAUCCUACUUUUAUUUUCAUAGUUGUGAUCAUUUUUACUAUAUCCACAUUUCACUGUAUAAUAUUGCAUGUAUAAAUUGAAUUGUAUUGUAUAUAUAACAGUUAUGACUAAUUUCCAGAAUUUAAAUUAGUUUUUCUUAAAAUACACAUCUGUAACAAAUUUAUGAUUUUAUAUGUUAUGAUAUACACCAAAAAAAUUUAUUUCCUUUUUGGAAUUUGCAGUCCAUAUGAAAUUAAUAAUAUUAUUUCAAAUGUUGGCAAAUGCCAUUUAGAGAAUUUUUUCAGUAAGGAUUUUCUAAAAAUUUCCAUUCUGACUGUGAUUAAACAGUAAACAAAUAAUUUCCCGUGUGUUUUAAAUGCUGUGUAAAAUAUAUAUCAGCAACUGCAUUCAAAUUAGAUUAUUGUAAAAAUUAAACUCUUAUAUAUAAGGACUAAUGUAUUUUAUCAUUUUUAUAUUUGCGUGAGUUACGAUUGUUGUAUGAAAUGGACUUAUAAUCAAUGUCUGAUAAAUAUAUAUCCUAUAAUCUUGCUAAUGUUACAGUACGGAGCAGAAAUUGAUUUACAAUAUUCAAAGGGGGAAAAAAUGUUUAUGAAGAUUUGUAAUUAUUUACUAAAUAUAUGUUUUAAUUUGCUUAUAGAUAAAGACAUUUUUUUGUAUAUUUAUUAAUUAAUUUAUAUAUUUUAUCUGGAAAGCUAGCAUAUGAGACUAGUUUAUUAUGAUUUUUAAUUUACGAAAUGUUUUAAAUUUGAAUGCUACUGAAUGGUUUAAGGAACUAGUAUAAUAGAAGCUGGCUUUGUAUUCCUUGAUUACAUAUCAGUACUCCUAUAUUAUGUAUUGUACAUUUUAUGUGUUAGAUCAGUGGUUUCCAACUUUUUUUUUUAUUAUGUGAUUAUGAUGCUAAUUGUAUGCUAGUAACUAAUAUAUCUGUUACUUUUUCAUAUCUGGAAAUGUUAGGCUAUAAACAGUCUAAAAUAAAUUCUCAGCUUUUUUGAUGAUAUUAAAAUAGAAAUCAGAGGAUGCAAAAUAAUUCUUUCAGCAUCAAUGUGUUAUCAGUAUUUUUUUAGAACAAUAAUUACUAUUUUCGUCAUUUAACAAUUGUAAAUUUUGAAAUUUUUUUUUCUUGUCAAGAAUUAAUAAUCUAAUUUUUAUAAAGCUAAAGAAUUCUUUCUUUUAUUUUGGGAUGUGUGGGAAUUGUAUGACAUUAAAUUUCUAAAUAUUAUAUUGUGUAUUUAUAAUGUAAAUUGGAAGUCAUCAAUAACACCUUUAUUACCAUCAAUAACACCUUCAUCUGAUACACCCAUAUUUUAAAAAAAAUAUCUGCUGUAAUAUAGAUUGAUUUUGUCUAACUUUCUAAAUCAAUUUCUUUUUAUCUUUGUUUGUUUCCAGCUUAAUUCAUCAGAAUGCACCUUAAUAACUUAAUUGAAAGUUAUACAGUUAAGAUUACAAAAACUUUUAUAAAGUCAAUAAAAUUUGUCCAGAAUCCAAGUUAACUUAUAAAUGUGUUUAAGAUGUGUAAAUAAUGUAAAAUGAUUUCGUAAAUUGAUGUUUUCGGUGAACACAAUUGAACAUAAAUGCACUAAAAGAAGACUGAUAGUUAUCCAAGCUGAUUUCUAUCAUAUUCAAUUGAUUCUUUUAUUUUUUUUUAUUUCGGGGAAAGAUGCACUCAAAUUGGAACACGUUGUGAAUAAUGAAUAAUAUAAGAAUUUUUUGAUAGUUUUGAACUAAACAUUGCAAAUUAGUUCUAACAAUAAUUAUAAAAUUGGGCAAGAAAUGUUAUGUUCUGCAAAAAGGGAACAGAUGCAAUAGUUUUUGUGUCACUUAAUUGGAAAAGCAAUGUAACUAUAUUUUAUUUAAUUUUGAAAUUUAUGUCUUGUAAGAUUUUAGUUUAUAAUCUUAUCUCUUACUACUGUUACUCAUCAAACUUUUGCUUAUUUUUUUAGCAUAUCCAGGGGUGUUUGUGCUCCGGGGAAACCCCGGAAUUCCGGGGAUUUUGAACUUCGAUACCCGGAAAUUCCGGGGAUCGUCGUUCAAAAGGAAGUAGGAAUAAUAAUGAAUUAUUUAUUUUGAUCUGGGUAAUUUUGUUUGCUUUGAAAGCAGAAAACGCAAGGUCAGUGUGUGUGGUGAAAACUUUUCCUUUCUUUCUCCAAAGGCAGUGAUAAUACGUGAAAAGGGGGAAAAAACUUCUUUUUUGUUCUUUCCCUAUUGCGAGUUGACUCAUUCCCCCGGUUCUCGGACAUUCUCUUCUGGAUUCUUUUCGGCAAGUAGGCGCGGCAGAAAAAAAAAGGGAGAGACUUCGUUCGACCAGAUGUGCGAUCACGUGACCUGGGUUCAAAGGUCUUAAUUUUGCAAAAUUAAUGGUUAUUAAUUUUGCAAAAAAAGUAAUUCAUUGAACUUUUAUAAUUAGGUCAUUCAAUACUUCAUAAUUGUAAUUUUUCAUUUCUCCCCCCCCCCUCUCGAAACUCCAAAAUGUCGGUAGUAAGUCCGUAAAAGUUUCAGGGGAUUUUUUGGGGUCCCACAAACACCCCUGCAUAUCACAGGUUGGGAAUCACUGUAUUAGAAUAAUUUUUGUUUAUUAUGUAAUAUAUGUACUAUUUAGUCAUUGGAAACUAUCAAAAAUUGGUACACAUUUCAGUAUUGUUCCAAAUUUAUAGAUUUUUUUUUUUUUUGAAAGUAACAUUUCACUGGUUUUAUUUCUAUUGAGUGAUUUCAGAAGCAGCUUUCAGUGAAUUGGCACAUAUUCAAAGAUUGGAGUAAUGACAUGGAUCAAUCUUGAAAGAAGAUUUUAAUGAAUUAUACGUAUUAAAUAUUUUUCAAUUGGACAGCUAUUAAAUUUUGGUGCAGUUAACUUCCAAGUGAAUUGACAAGGAGGGCAUUGCAGCAGCUGUAUUCUUAUCAUUUGUAGAUAUUAACCAAUAGGAAAUAUGAAGCAAUCAACAGAAAAUGAUUUUAAAAAGUAAUAUUGUUUUAUAUCAAAUGAUCCAUAGCAUUAUAAGAAAAAUAAAUGAAAUGAAGAUCUGAUUUUUUAUUUCCAAUGAACUAAAACGCAACUUGUUUUGAAAUGAGUGGGCUUGCACUCUAGUCAAUGUGAACCGCAAGGGUGUUGUUACACUCUACACUUGCAGCCACAAACAUGUAACUGCUCAUGACUAAAAACAUAAUAAAGGUUUUGUUUCCAGAAA